UGCUGCUCAUCGUAAAACCCUACCCCCUUCCCCUCCGCUCGGCACCACCAUGCUCGCCUGAACUUCUUCGCUUCGCCGGAGAACGUCGAUUCGACUUCGUGAAGAAGCUCCGAUUCCUUCGCAUCUUUCGUUUUGCCGGAGCGGAUAGAUCGGACCGUUGGCACUGGACCGAAGCAAUGCGAAACCUCAGGAAAUUGUCGCAUCGUCCUCGCCCAUGGCACGCCGAUAUGCUCUUGCGUUCCUUCUCCUCCGCAGAGACGUCUACGAAUGCCGACGCGGACCGGCUUUACGACACAAUACGGAACUUGUCGUCUACGAACGACCUGAAACAGUACUUCAAUUCGAGGAAGAUAGUCCUGUCGAAUGAGCUGGUCGAUGGCGUGCUCAAGAGGUUCAGGUUCAGCCACGGGAACCCGCUGCAAGCUCUCGAGUUCUUUCGCCACGCGAACCGCAGGAGAGGGUUCGAUCACUCCGGGUUUUCCGUGGAUACGAUGUUGUACAUUCUGGGGAGGAGUCGCAAGUUCGAUCUCAUUUGGGAGGUCUUGACUGAAAUGAAGAGGACGGAUCGGUCCACGAUCACGCCGCGGACUAUGAUGGUGGUUCUGGCCAGAGUCGCGAAGGUCUGCUCGGUGAGGCAGACCGUGGAGUCGUUUAGGAUGUUUAGGAAGUUCAUACCCGAGUUCGAUACGACUUGCUUUAAUGCGCUGUUGAGGACCUUGUGUCAGGAAAAGAGUAUGCACGAUGCGAGGAAUGUUUACCACAGUCUAAAGCGCGACUUUCAGCCAAAUUUGCAGACUUUCAAUAUACUCUUGUCGGGAUGGAAAUCCGCUGAAGAGGCCGAGAAUUUUUUUGAGGAAAUGAAGGAAAUGGGUGUGAAACCUGACAUUGUUUCAUAUAAUUCUUUAGUUGAUGUGUACUGUAAAGGUAGAGAAAUUGACAAUGCAUAUAAGGUCGUUGAGAAAAUGAGGGAAGAAGAUAUCUCGCCUGAUGUAAUCACCUAUACUAGCAUUAUCGGUGGGUUGGGGCUAAUUGGUCAGCCAGAUAAAGCUAGAGAUGUUUUGAAGGAAAUGAAGGAGUAUGGUUGCUACCCAGAUGUCGCUGCAUAUAAUGCUGCUAUUAGAAAUUAUUGUAUUGCAAAAAGGCUUGGUGAUGCGUAUAGCUUGCUGGAUGAGAUGGAGAGUAAGGGUUUAAGUCCAAAUUCGACGACAUACAAUCUGUUCUUUAGAAUUUUCUAUUGGUCGAACGACUUGCGGCAUUCUGAUGGCUUGUAUCGGAGGAUGAUGGAUGCUGGAUGUCUUCCCAAUACACAGAGUUGUAUGUUUCUAAUUAAGUUGUGUAAGAGGCAGGAGAAUGUGGACUUUGCCCUAGAGAUAUGGAAUGACAUGAUUCAGAAAGGAUUCGGAUCUUACACUUUGGUAUCAGAUGUGUUGUUUGAUUUGCUCUGUGAUGUGGGGAAGUUGGCCGAAGCUGAAAAGUGUUUCCUGCAGAUGGUAGAGAAAGGUCAUAAGCCAAGUAAUGUUUCCUUUAGGCGAAUUAAGGUGCUGAUGGAAUUGGCAAAUAGGUCCGAGGCCCUCCAGAAUUUGUCAGAGAAGAUGAGAAUACUUCAGUCCUAAGAACAAUCUCCCGAGAAUUGCGAUUGAUCGCCAGUGCUUGCCUUUGCAUGCUGAAAUUUGCUGUGCCGUGUCAUGUGCCUGAUCGUUGCAUCAAAAGUAGUGGCACCAGAUGCUUGAGGAAAUGACUUUGUGACGCAGUUGAAAUAGCUUGUGCUCAGCUUCAGUGGUCUGGAAUAAGGUGAUAAAUCGACAUGCGAUGAAGAGUUGAUCAUUGCUGCUGCACGUGAGCUCAUAGAGAAGAUGACAUGAUAUGAGACCUUGGAACAGUCAUUCAUGCCAAGCUUGAUGGAUCUGUCUGAACAGCUCUGAACAGGAUUCAGCACAUCAGCUCCAAAAACUGAGGCGCAUUAACCGAUUCCAAAGCCGAGAUGGGCUCCCUCAAGGUUUAUCCAUG
Molecule: messenger RNA, 2007 nt
Organism: Rhodamnia argentea
Lineage: Eukaryota; Viridiplantae; Streptophyta; Magnoliopsida; Myrtales; Myrtaceae
Product: putative pentatricopeptide repeat-containing protein At1g02420
Exons: 3
Coding region: 177-1613 (478 amino acids)
Molecular function (GO): protein binding
Source: RefSeq, a predicted model, not a curated record